GGAAUCAUCAUCAUCAUCUCAGGGUAUGUUCAUGAACUUCGAAAAAAAAAAUACCGCCACCCCAACACCAGUCAUUUCCAGGAUCAUAUCCUCACAGGCUCUCCAUAAUCAUUAAGAACCUGUUUAAACGCGUACUGUGUCACGGGUUCUCGAAGUGGAACUUUUUGGGACCAUAGGUACAGCUUCUUUGCGGCGAGCGCUUCCGGUAGUCGGAGCCAGCACCAGCACAUUCAAAUUUCCUGCUACUACAUAGGACUGCAUCAGUGCGGUCUUUUUAUCUGCUUCUGUAUCCCCAAUGUCGUCCUCCCAGUUUUCUCUGUUCGAUUUGCUCUCGCGAAUGAAUCACUCAUAUUGGAAACCCUUUACCUAUAUUUCCUCCAAGCCUGGCAAGGGAGUCCGUACACUGCUCCUCGAGGCUUUCAACAUCUGGCUUGCAGUCCCGUGCGAUCAAUUCAAGAUCAUAGACUGUGUUGUUCAAAUGCUGCACAAUGCAAGCUUGAUGAUCGAUGACAUAGAGGAUGACGCGCAGCUGCGAAGGGGACAGCCUGUGACGCAUAAAAUAUACGGCGUCCCGCAAACUAUUAAUACCGCCAACUACGUAUAUUUCUUGGCCUAUAGGGAGCUCGCGAAGCUGAGAAGACAAUGCGCUAAAGAUUUGGAUCUGAUAGUCACAGAAGAGCUUUUGAACUUACACCGUGGGCAGGGGAUGGAGAUCCUGUGGCGGGAUUUGUUGCAGUGUCCAACGCUGGAAGAGUAUACUUAUAUGGUCAACAAUAAGACCGGCGGUGGUUUUAGGAUGCCUGUCAAGUUGAUGAUGGCGCUCGCAACGAAAAACCUCGAUGUCGAUUUUAUCCCUCUGGUGAAUAUCAUUGGGGUGUACUUCCAGAUUCGGGAUGACUACAUGAACUUGCAAAGUACAGAGUACAACGACAAUAAGGGCUUUGCAGAAGAUCUCACAGAAGGCAAAUUCUCCUUCCCAAUUGUUCACGGAGUCCGUACGGAUGACCAGAAUAAAGUUGUGACGAGCGUGCUACAAAAACGUCCAACCACACCCACUCUGAAACACCACGCCAUUGACUAUCUCCGGACGAAGACAAAGUCAUUUGAUUACACGCUUGUCGUGAUGCAAAGCUUAGAGCAACAGGCCCGGGAGGAGAUUGCACGCCUUGGCGGGAAUCCCAAGCUCGAGAUGAUGCUUGAUGUCCUCCACGUGUGAAAAAUGAUUUGUGUGGAAUGGAGGUCAUGGCCUUCAGCUCAAGUCGCAAGCGAAACUUGGACUUGUGAAAUACUGACUACGUCCUUGAGGAGGUGGAAUUUUGUAGUCACCGUGACUCGGCUAGUCACGAACCUGACUGGUGUUUCUGAAUGUAUUGCAGUUCUUACACAUCAUGUUUCUGCUUUAUUGGCUAAUGUGUGCUUCCCCACUUGACAAGGAGGCGGGUCGUCGCGGGUUUAAAACCGACACUAACGAUGAGUAAGUAUUGGCCCCCUUGGCGGGACUGGGACAUUGGGCUCGAGGGCAAAGAUAAUAUCGAGGUGAUCACACCGAGCGCUAAUAGCCGAUUAACGCACGUUAGGGCAAGAUGCUAAUUAGUUAUGCUCUGGCGAGGAUUCCUUACUUUCGUUGGUGGGUGCGCCAACCAGUCGCAAUGUAACUUCACCUGUAGGUCAUGC
Suillus subalutaceus is the source of this 1674-nucleotide messenger RNA. RefSeq names its product isoprenoid synthase domain-containing protein. NCBI's taxonomy places the organism in Eukaryota, Fungi, Basidiomycota, Agaricomycetes, Boletales, Suillaceae. Gene Ontology annotation, biological process: isoprenoid biosynthetic process. Bases 296 to 1216 code for a protein of 306 amino acids. Gene Ontology annotation, molecular function: prenyltransferase activity. The transcript is spliced from 8 exons. The record is from RefSeq and is a predicted model, not a curated record.